AUGUCGCGGAUACAGGGAGAGCGAGUCUUCUGUCAUCAGUGCCAGAAUGAAUGGGACAGAGCGCACGGCGGCCUGAUCUGUCCCAGAUGCGAAGGCGACUUCACUGAGAUCCUUGAACCGGGUGCGCUUCCAUCUACCUAUGACUUCAACCACGAGCCUUCACCGUCAGCCUCUCCCGAACCGCCCUUACCACCCCUUGAACCCCUUCGAGACCAUAACCCAUGGGCUGAUACCACGCGCACCGACGAUGAUGGGAAUUUCACGACCUUUGAGUUCACGAGCAAUGGUGGAAGUGGGAGGAUGAUGUUCAGUACACGGAUGUGGAGCCCUGAUGGCCGUAAUGUACGACUUGAUGACCUGCUUGAUUCCGCUGUUGAAGAUGUAGAGAUGGAGGAGUUGCUUACCCAUUUGGUUGAACAGCAGAAUCGAGGCGGACCCCUUCCAUUCAGCCCACUUGGAUUUCCCGGAGCAGAGGCCGGUCCAGGUCUCCAUGGCCCUCCACCACAUAUGCAGCCAGCAAGCCUCCAGGACCUGUUCUCGCUCAUUCUGCAGUCAAUGCAGCCAGGUAUGAUGCCAGGUCAAGAUCCCGACGACCGCCGAAGACUCGGACAACCUCCCUUGCCAUUCGACCUUCUCCAUCAUAUGUUGAAUCCUGGAAACGCUCGUACCGGCGAUGCGGUCUAUAGCCAGGAAGCCUUCGACCGCAUCAUGACGCAGCUGAUGGAGCAGAACAAUGCCGGCAGCGCUCCUCCGCCAGCUUCGGAAGACGCAAUCCGAUCACUCAAGAAGAAGCGGGUAGAUAGGGAAAUGCUGGGUGACGACGGCAAAGCUGAGUGCUCGAUAUGCAUGGACAAUGUUGAUGUAGGGCAAGAGGUGACAGUUCUUCCUUGCAACCAUUGGUUUCACGGAGAGUGUGUGAUCUCAUGGCUUAAGGAGCAUGAUACGUGCCCGCACUGCCGAAAACCAAUCACGAAUUCCGAAGAAGGACGACGCCCCGAACCCUCGCGACGAAGAAGCCGACGGGCAUCUUCGGUAUCAAGUCCUCGCGCAUACCAACCAGAGGGCAGCCGAUACAACCCAAUUCCCGUUCCAGAAAGCCCCAGCGCGCUCAGGGAUGCAAGACAACAGUACUACGGAAGAAGACGAGACUACGAAUCCCAUCGUCCUGAACAUCACAGACAUUCGAGCAGCCAGAGUGAUCUUAGGAGGCACAGCUCGAGAAGUCAUCAUGGGGGAAAUGGAGGCAGCCGGGGUGGUGGUGGAAACAGUGGGGGUGGAGUAACAGGCUGGAUCAGAGACCAUUUGCCUUUCUCUUGA
This is a messenger RNA of Cladophialophora yegresii CBS 114405, 1317 nucleotides long. RefSeq lists its product as uncharacterized. Bases 1 to 1317 code for a protein of 438 amino acids. Lineage: Eukaryota; Fungi; Ascomycota; Eurotiomycetes; Chaetothyriales; Herpotrichiellaceae. Gene Ontology annotation, cellular component: cytoplasm; nucleoplasm. The transcript is spliced from 3 exons. The record is from RefSeq and is a predicted model, not a curated record.